CCCUUGGUACUUCCUUAGAAAAUCCAUUCCGCAACAGUUACUAAAAAUUAAGGUCGGUUACCGUUAUAUAUGUCGCCAUACAUCCAAACAUCAAUAUUUAUUAGAAACAUUGUUCGGCUGUCAAAAUCUCUCUGGCGUGGCGGGUCGAUCGAGCCGAUCACUUUUUGGGAGAUAUAUCCGAACUUAAUUCCUUUUUCAUUUUGAGAUACCAAUAUCAAUGAAAUAAAAUUAAAAGUAUAUAAACCAACAAAGAUCACUGUACACGGUUGAAUUGUCUAUUUUCCUUCAUUAAUUCUUAUACUAUAUAUAUAUACAUAUAAACCAUUCAUCCUUAAUAUGGCUUCUUUACCUCCAAGUGCUUGUUGUGCUAUUAAAUUCGAUCACGAAGGUGAAUCUGUUGGAUCUUUAAAAACCGUGGCUGGUUUACACUCUUAUGUUACUGGUGAAUCUUUCGGUAAUGAAAAAGUUAUUAUUAUUCUCAGUGACAUUUUUGGUCUUGCUUUAAAGAACAAUUUAUUGCUUGCUGAUUAUUUAUCUUCUUUAGGUAGCAUUCAAGUCAUCAUUCCAGAUAUUUUAGGUGGAGAUGCAGUUGAAUCAAUUGAAAAAUUCGAUAGAACCACUUUCUUUGGUGCUCAUGGUCCUCAUGUUACUACCCCAAUAGUUAAUGAAUUCUUAACUAAAUUCCGUGCUGAAUAUAAACCUUCUAAGCUUUUUGGAAUUGGUUAUUGUUUUGGUGCUUACUUCACUAUUGAAAAUCUUGCUGAAGGUGGUUUAUUAGAUGCUGGUGCUGUGGCUCAUCCAUCAAUGGUUUCUGAAGUUCUUGUUCAAAACCUUGCUAAACCUCUUUUAAUCUCAAGUGGUGAAGCUGAUGCUGCAUUUACUCCAGAAUUAAGAGAAUUAACUAUUAAAAUCUUAUCUGAAAAGAAAGAUGUUAGAUGGCAAUUAGAUUUAUUUCAAGGUGCUCCUCAUGGUUACGCUGUUAAGGGUGAUCUUUCUCAACCUAACAUUAAAUAUGCUAAGGAAAAGACCGCCGCUGAUCAAAUUUACUGGUUUAACCAAUUCUAGAUUCUUGAAUCUGUCAGUAUAUAUAAUUUUAUAAUGAUUUAAUAAAACGAUUAGAUUUAUAGUAUAAAGUUACUUGGCUGUAAAAUUUGCUUCCAAAAAAAAGUGUCGUGUAAUGUACCAU
Scheffersomyces amazonensis is the source of this 1186-nucleotide messenger RNA. Its product is annotated as dienelactone hydrolase. Gene Ontology annotation, molecular function: hydrolase activity. The transcript has a single exon. The coding region runs from base 337 to 1065 and encodes 242 amino acids. The record is from RefSeq and is a predicted model, not a curated record. NCBI's taxonomy places the organism in Eukaryota, Fungi, Ascomycota, Pichiomycetes, Serinales, Debaryomycetaceae.